AUGGGCAGUACUAAUUUUCUUCUUUUUAUUUUUUUUCCUGCUCAAGGGACGGGAAGAACUUCAUCGAUUCAGUCAUCAGUUUCUUUACAGGUCCUAUUUUAUGUAAAUGGAAUUUAUUACAUCUUUUACUUCUUGGCAACUCUUGCAAUGAUCGUUUAUAAAAGUCAAGUUUUCAGUUACCCAGAUAGUUUUUUGGCUCUUGAUCUUGCACUGCUUUUUAUUAUGGCCAUUCUUGAAGCACUCCAAUUAUAUUUGGGUUCAAAGGGGAACCUGACUGAAGAGGAGGCUCCGCUGGGGCUCAGCCUUGUGCUCACGGUGGGAAGUGCCCUUCUGUGCGUCUACUUCGUGGCGUGGCAGACCUACGUGCUCCGAGCAGAUGUCAUUUUAAGUGCUGUUCUUCUCUGUACCUACGGUCUCGAGUCAGUGCUCGAGAUCGCAGCCAUUGCUGCUUUUGUCAGCUAG
This is a messenger RNA of Tinamus guttatus (white-throated tinamou), 462 nucleotides long. It is a transcript of the gene TMEM80, whose product is annotated as transmembrane protein 80. Gene Ontology annotation, cellular component: ciliary transition zone. Lineage: Eukaryota; Metazoa; Chordata; Aves; Tinamiformes; Tinamidae. Gene Ontology annotation, biological process: non-motile cilium assembly. The record is from RefSeq and is a predicted model, not a curated record.